Cyphellophora attinorum is the source of this 1014-nucleotide messenger RNA. RefSeq lists its product as uncharacterized. The transcript is spliced from 2 exons. Lineage: Eukaryota; Fungi; Ascomycota; Eurotiomycetes; Chaetothyriales; Cyphellophoraceae. Bases 1 to 1014 code for a protein of 337 amino acids. The record is from RefSeq and is a predicted model, not a curated record.
AUGAAUAUCCUUCUAGGUCUGCCUUACGAGAUCCGCUCGCAGAUCCUGACCUAUGUGCUCAAUGACUUCGCAUUAAGUAUCGAGAAGGCGACUAACACCCGCUCGAGCUCAAGCAGGGUCGGCCCAUACACGCCUCUCAGCCAGAAGACCCUGGCAACACUCCCACUCGUCAAUCGGCAACUCCGAGAAGAAAGCCUCGCUAUACUAUGGACGUUGCCUAAGCUCCUGGCUUUCCGUGUCCCUUUCAUCGAACACUUGGAAACCCUACCGCCACUCCUCAACGCCACAUCCAUCACAACCGUCAACUUCCCCUCCCGGUUCGGCAGCCACGCGCUUCUCACUCAGCUACCCAAUCUCAAAGCUAUUGGCGUCUGUCGCAACGCCCUCGGUCGCUCUCCAGACCUAUUCUAUCGAGCGCGGCCCAGGCCCAAGUUCAUCCGUAACCUCACCCACAAGUGGUUGCUGACUUUCAUGCACGAUCCUACCCGCAAAGCGAGAAUCUGGUGUCGCGUCGUCACGAGUCGCAGUAGCUACGAAGACGUGUCGAAGGUCGUCGAGCCGACAAUCACGGCUUGGUCUGAUCUGGACAGACGGGCACAGCCAGCCACAUGGCAAUCGCAGGGGCGAACUGAGGAAAUGCGUCGGGUCUUGAUCGUACAGCGGGAAGCAAUCUGGGUCGAUCUGGACACACGCGCUGAUGUGAGUACGUGGCGAUGGUGUGAACCAACGAAGCAUUUGCAAGAGGAAGAGUUUGACUCCGCGAGGUAUAAUCCACCGCUGGUCCGAGCUGGGCACGCUGUCGGCGGACAGGAUCGUGACGGCGACUUGGCGUUGAUAAUGAAAUGGUGGACCGUUGCUGCUGCUGGAGAACAGAUGGAUAAGAAGCGCUCUGGGACCGAUUUACUGCAAGGCGACACUCGAAAUGCUCGUGAGGAUGGCGCGGCAGUUCCCACAGGUGUUACCUCCCUCCCUGGUGUCGCCUUCACGUACAAUGGCGUACGGGUAAGGGCAUGA